Molecule: messenger RNA, 1599 nt
Organism: Gorilla gorilla gorilla (western lowland gorilla)
Lineage: Eukaryota; Metazoa; Chordata; Mammalia; Primates; Hominidae
Gene: NKAP
Product: NFKB activating protein
Exons: 9
Coding region: 187-1437 (416 amino acids)
Biological process (GO): negative regulation of DNA-templated transcription
Cellular component (GO): nucleus
Molecular function (GO): chromatin binding
Source: RefSeq, a predicted model, not a curated record
UCCUGUCGAUGACGACCGCCUAGAUCCGGGGAAGGGUUUUGCAGAAGGACCCAGAACUGUGUCCAAGGUUUCCUCAGAUUUGGGCUGUUCCGCAGCGGCAGGUCCCGGGAACCAAGGCAACAGACAUCUUCCUAGGCUCGCGAGAGCGCCCCCUUGUCCCACGGCUGCUGGGGCCCCCCAGUAGCCAUGGCUCCGGUGUCCGGCUCGCGCAGCCCGGAUAGGGAGGCCUCGGGCUCGGGGGGAAGACGUCGCAGUUCGUCGAAGAGUCCGAAGCCCAGCAAAUCUGCCCGCUUCCCGCGGGGCCGCCGCUCUCGCUCGCACUCUUGCUCUCGGUCCGGGGACCGGAAUGGACUCACCCAUCAGCUGGGUGGCCUCAGCCAAGGCUCCCGAAACCAGUCCUACCGCUCACGCUCGCGGUCGCGUUCUAGAGAGCGGCCCUCUGCGCCCCGGGGCAUCCCCUUCGCUUCUGCCUCCUCGUCAGUCUAUUACGGCAGCUACUCGCGCCCCUACGGGAGCGACAAGCCUUGGCCUAGCCUCCUCGACAAGGAGAGGGAGGAGAGCCUGCGGCAGAAGAGAUUAAGUGAGAGAGAGAGAAUUGGAGAAUUGGGAGCUCCUGAAGUAUGGGGACUUUCUCCAAAGAAUCCUGAACCAGAUUCUGAUGAACAUACACCAGUGGAGGAUGAAGAGCCAAAGAAAAGCACUACUUCAGCUUCUACUUCAGAAGAAGAAAAAAAGAAGAAGAAGUCUAGCCGUUCAAAAGAAAGGUCCAAGAAAAGGAGAAAGAAAAAAUCAUCGAAAAGAAAACAUAAGAAGUAUUCUGAAGAUAGCGACAGUGACUCUGAUUCUGAAACAGACUCCAGUGAUGAAGAUAACAAAAGGAGAGCAAAGAAAGCCAAGAAAAAGGAAAAGAAGAAGAAACACAGAUCGAAGAAAUAUAAGAAAAAGAGGUCUAAGAAGAGUAGAAAAGAGUCCAGUGAUUCAAGCUCUAAAGAAUCCCAAGAAGAGUUUCUGGAAAAUCCCUGGAAGGAUCGAACAAAGGCUGAAGAACCAUCAGAUUUAAUUGGCCCAGAGGCUCCAAAAACACUUACCUCUCAAGAUGAUAAACCUUUGAACUAUGGCCAUGCUCUGUUACCUGGUGAAGGUGCAGCUAUGGCUGAAUAUGUAAAAGCUGGAAAACGUAUCCCACGAAGAGGUGAAAUUGGCUUGACAAGUGAAGAAAUUGCAUCAUUUGAAUGCUCAGGUUAUGUAAUGAGUGGUAGCAGGCAUCGCCGAAUGGAGGCUGUGCGACUGCGAAAAGAGAACCAGAUCUACAGUGCUGAUGAGAAGAGAGCCCUUGCAUCCUUUAACCAAGAAGAGAGACGAAAGAGAGAGAACAAGAUUCUGGCCAGUUUUCGAGAAAUGGUUUACAGAAAGACCAAAGGGAAGGAUGACAAAUAAAGAUUUUAUGAUUCUCUAGAAGACAUUUUUAACAACAAAAAAGAAAGUCUGGGUUCCACACAUACAUAGAAAAAGAUUAUUAUGUUCUGAGAAAGCUUUACAGUGCUACUGUGCCUUCUAUUUAAUUCUUUCAGUCCUUCAAUAAAAAGCUGCUUAUUGAUA